Necator americanus (New World hookworm) is the source of this 804-nucleotide messenger RNA. RefSeq lists its product as uncharacterized. The coding region runs from base 1 to 804 and encodes 267 amino acids. The transcript is spliced from 3 exons. Lineage: Eukaryota; Metazoa; Nematoda; Chromadorea; Rhabditida; Ancylostomatidae. The record is from RefSeq and is a predicted model, not a curated record.
AUGCUGACGCUCAAGCUUCAGCUCGAUUAUGUUCUGACAAGGAACAUCCUUGUGUCAGAUAUCUGUAAAUGCAGAGCUUUUCGAGAUGUCACAUUCAAUGCCGACCACAGCCCAGUUCUCCUCAUCUUUAUUGUUGCUCAAGAGGAACUGAAGAGUUUCACCUUGACUAAACUCCACACGGUAGGUCUGAAAGACGAAGAAUGCAGAACAAAGUUCCGCCAACGUAUGCCUAUUCAUGUUGGAGUACGGACCAGGAGAAAGGUUUGCGACGCUGAUUCCUCCGCAAAGUGCAUCCAGGACGAUAGAGGGAAACACUUCCAGUUCAGAUGUUGCGGAAGGGAGCUGCUCAGCGAUUUCAACCAGAAAAGCGCCUGUAAAGAGCUAGCAGUUCAGCAAGGACGUUCAUGGACCGACAUUUGCGGUCAGCGAGGAACCACCAACCGAGUUGUAGGUUCCGGUCAGUAUCCAAAAGAUGAGAAAUGGAAAAUCUGGCCUAAGAUAUGUCACAAUGAAGAGCUUUACACGGAAAUCGACGUGAUAUAUCUGCGGAUGACAAAAAGAUAUCAACAUCUUGCACCGCCAUCAAAAGUGGCUACCGAAAAUCGUCUUUGCUUCAUUGGUCACAUAUUAAGGAGACUAGUAGAUCCUCCUGUUCAACGAGUUCUGAGGAGUUUGUUGGCUUCGAGCUGGGAGACACAUCCUGGCCGAAAACGGAAAUUUUGGACUGAAAUGGUGAACGAGGACCAGAGGACACUCGGCGUGGAUACGCAGUUCACUUGGAACGUUUCACAAGAUAUGCAAUAG